Molecule: messenger RNA, 753 nt
Organism: Aureobasidium vineae
Lineage: Eukaryota; Fungi; Ascomycota; Dothideomycetes; Dothideales; Saccotheciaceae
Source: the annotation of a GenBank genome assembly
UUCCUAGCGACAAUGGCAGCAAUGUUGGGAGCUGCGGGCGGAGCAGGCGAUCUGGGCGCUUUACCGCUUGAACAGUGGUUCUUUGAGAUGCCCGUGUGCACGCGAUGGUGGACGACUGCCACGGUGGUUACUGGGUUGCUGGUGCAAUGUCAUGUGUUGACGCCCUUUCAAUUAUUCUAUUCCUUUCGUGCUGUAUUUGUUCGCUCGCAGUACUGGCGCCUCUUUACCACAUUCAUCUACUUUGGCCCUUUGAGCUUGAAUUUGCUGUAUCACAUUUUCUUUAUCCAGCGCUAUGCAAGGAUGCUUGAGGAGAGUGCUGUGAGCCAAGCGCACUUUACAUGGAUGCUGGCGUAUGCGGUUACAGUAUUGCUUUGCCUGGCGCCUCUGGUAUCUGUGGUUUUCCUGGGCAGUAUACUCAGCAGCACUCUCGUCUACAUCUGGAGUCGCAAACACCCUGAUGUCCAACUUUCUUUCCUUGGCUUGUUUAUCUUUCGCGCGCCCUUUUUGCCUUGGGUUAUGAUUGGGUUGAGUGUGGUUAUGCAUGGUAAUUGGCCCAAGGAUGAGUUGUGUGGGAUUGCUGUGGGACAUGAUUAUGAUACUAACGGUCUCACAGUCUAUUACUUCUUCAACGACAUUUAUCCAGCAAACCACAAUGGGCAGCGACCCCUGGAUCCGCCCAUGUGGUGGCAGAGACUGAUACGAGGAAAUGCGGUCAUGGAUGCAGAGGUUGCGCAACAGAGACGCGCUGAUUAA